Molecule: messenger RNA, 6709 nt
Organism: Pezoporus occidentalis (night parrot)
Lineage: Eukaryota; Metazoa; Chordata; Aves; Psittaciformes; Psittacidae
Product: vascular endothelial growth factor receptor kdr-like
Exons: 30
Coding region: 69-4016 (1315 amino acids)
Biological process (GO): multicellular organism development; vascular endothelial growth factor receptor signaling pathway; positive regulation of kinase activity
Cellular component (GO): plasma membrane; signaling receptor complex
Molecular function (GO): ATP binding; vascular endothelial growth factor receptor activity; growth factor binding
Source: RefSeq, a predicted model, not a curated record
AGAAAACUCGUCCCGGGUUGCGGACCUUUCCUCCCGCGCCUCGCAAGGGAAUACCGCAGCCACCGGCGAUGCUGCCCGGCCCGAGCGCCGCCCUGGCCAUCUGCGCCCUUCAGGGGCUGCUCCUGGUGCACGGUCUGGCUGAGGAAGAAUCUUUUGAGAAACCAACGCUAAGCAUUGCCAAAGACCACAUUGUCAUCCUACCGGGAGACACCCUAAAGAUAAAAUGCAGGGGAGCACCUUCCGUAAGCUGGCUGUUGAGGGGGGACCAGAAGGAAGACCCUCGGGUGCACAUAAGCAGUUGCCGCAACAGCACGAGGCAAAGCUGCAGCAUGCUUGUGAUGAGGAGAGUCACAGCCAACGACACCGGGUACUUCACCUGCAUCCACGAUGACUCCCCCACGGAUGAGGAUCUCAUGGCCAGGAUUUAUGUGUUUGUGAAAGACUACAGAAAUCCAUUUGUGGAGAUUCACCCGGAACAUCCCGAAAUAAUCUACAUUUUAGAUGCUAAGAAAACAGUUGUUGUCCCUUGCCGAGUCACCUCGCCAGAUAUCAAACCCAAGCUCACCCAGUAUCCGUAUUCUGUAGAGAUGAACUUCAAGAGGAUGGUGUGGGACCCAAGAAGAGGAUUUGUCAUCCCCUCUCAUGCUUUCAUUUAUUCUGGUGUCCUCACAUGCACUGCAACAGUGAAUGGAAGCGUGUUCACCUCCUACUACCUAGCACAGAGGUUGGAGGGCAGAGUACAGAACCUGGCUCUGAAAGCAACUCCCAAGAAACUGCUGGUUGGAGAAACUCUCUAUUUGGAAUGCAGAGCAGAAACCUUCAUCAAUGGACGAAUCGAGCUCAUAUGGACAAGUCCCAGUGGGAAACACCCUUAUCCUAGGAGAACCAUUGACCAGAGUGGCAUGGUGUAUAAGGUUGGCAGCAGCCUGACAAUUGAAAAUAUCACCAUGCAAGACGGAGGCCUCUAUGUGUGCAAAACAUUCAACGUGACACGGCUGGAGGCCAAUGUCACAGUUACAGUGUAUGACAAACCUUUCAUUACGGUUUCACAUAAGAAAGGGCCUUACUAUGAGAUUACAUCAGGACACAAGUCACUGAAACUGGCUGCAAAGGUGGAUGCCUUUCCUCGCCCAACCGUCACCUGGUACAAAGAUGGCAAACUGAUCAAGGACAACCACACGUGCUAUGAGCCAGAGCCACUCAAGUACAGACUGGGCAUAAGAGACGUGAGACCAAAGCAUGCUGGAAACUACACCAUUGUCCUGAGCAAUGCAAAGUAUGGACUCUACAAGAACCUCACCAUGCAGCUGGUAGUGACAGAGAGGCCCAAAAUCUAUGAAAAGGAAACUGACUUUGAUAAGAUCGAGCGGGUGGAGUUAAGAAGCAAACACAAAAUCCAGUGCACCGUAAGCGGGAAUCCUGAUCCGAAGAUCGAGUGGAAGUGGCAGCCCUGCAGCCUCACAGACACGCUAUGCAUCCCCGAAGGACAAAAAAUGGUGGUUCAUGAGAACAUGGUUGUAGGCAACAAGAUCAGAAGCAUUGAGAACAUAACCCUGAAGCAUGGGGACAAAAGAAAGAUUGUGAGCACACUGACUAUGGAAAACAGCAGUGCAUCAGGAAUCUAUUACUGUGUGGCUUCAAACAAGAUCGGAGAAGAAGAGAGGAGCAUCGAGUUCUAUGUCUCAGAUGUGCCAUUUGGGUUGCAAACAGCCCCGCAAGUGACAACCAUCGUGGGGAACAACGUCCAGCUGACCUGCCGGGCCUCCAAGUACAUCUACAGCCACCUGGGCUGGUAUUCCCCCUCCUCUGAGGCGGCUCCCGCCAACUCCCUCAUCAGGAGCACCAGUAACUAUUCCAUUUCGUUGACACUGGUCAUCACUAACGUCACCAAGGAACAGAGUGGCCUCUACAGAUGCAGAGCCCAGAACCAGCACAACAGCACCGACACGCUGGAACAGCACACUCAGCUCCUCGUCAGAGCAAAGGCAGCACCGUACGUGAUACAGAACCUCACAGACCUGGAGGUUAACAUCAGCGGCAAGAUCAUUCUGGAGUGCAAAGUCGGCGGGACACCAGAACCUCAGAUCACGUGGAGGAAGAAUGGCUACCCCAUUUCAGCAGCAUCAGGAAUUUCCAUGGAAAAUAAUACCCUGGUCAUUGAGCGAGUGAAAAAGGAUGAUGAAGGGCUCUAUGAAUGCAAAGCAUCCAACGACAUGGGCCAGGACAGCACAUCAGCCUUCAUUAAGAUACAAGGUUCUGAGGAGAAAUCCAACAUUGAAGUUAUCAUUCUGGUCUGCACUGGUCUGGCUGCUACUCUCUUCUGGCUUCUUCUCACUCUCUUCAUUCGGAAGCUGAGAAAACCUGAUGCCACAGAUAUUAAAACAGGAUACCUGUCAAUUAUAAUGGAUCCAGAGGAAAUGCCUCUUGACGAACAGUGUGACCGUCUUCCCUAUGACAGCAGUAAAUGGGAGUUCCCAAGAGACAGACUGCGGCUGGGUAAAACACUGGGUCAUGGUGCUUUUGGGAAGGUGGUGGAAGCGUCUGCUUUUGGCAUUGAUAAAUCUUCAACCUGCAAAACAGUUGCCGUAAAAAUGCUUAAAGCAGAAUGUGCAACUACUAAUGAAUGCAAGGCUUUAAUGUCUGAACUGAAGAUCCUCAUCCACAUAGGCCAUCACCUGAAUGUAGUUAACCUGCUGGGAGCUUGCACCAAGGCUGGAGGUCCUUUGAUGGUCAUAGUAGAAUACUGCAAAUAUGGAAAUCUGUCCAACUAUCUCAGAGGGAAACGAGGGGAUUUCAUUGCAUACAAGUCGCAGGAAAACUCUGACCAAGCAGAGAAAAGUCUGGAUGAGUCCAACAGUGAUUUGACUGAACUGAUCAAGAGGCGCCUGGAGAGCGUAGCCAGCACGGGAAGCUCUGCCAGCUCUGGGUUUAUUGAAGAUAAGAGUUACAGCGAUUCAGAAGAUGACGAAGAAGAUGCUGAGGAUCUGUACAAGAGGCCCCUGACUUUGGAGGAUCUGAUCUGCUACAGCUUCCAAGUGGCCAAAGGCAUGGAGUUUCUCGCCUCCCGAAAAUGCAUCCAUCGGGAUUUGGCAGCAAGGAACAUCCUUCUUUCAGAGAACAACGUGGUUAAGAUCUGUGACUUCGGGCUAGCCAGGGAUAUUUAUAAAGACCCCGACUAUGUGCGGAAAGGAGAUGCCAGGCUCCCGCUCAAAUGGAUGGCUCCAGAAGCUAUUUUUGACAAAAUCUACACGACACAGAGUGACGUGUGGUCUUUUGGAGUGCUGCUCUGGGAAAUAUUUUCUCUAGGUGCCUCACCAUACCCUGGAGUGCAGAUAGAUGAGGACUUCUGCCGACGGCUCAAAGAAGGCACCCGGAUGAGAUCUCCAGAGUAUUCCACUCCAGAAGUCUACCAGACAAUGCUGGAUUGUUGGCAUGGCGUUCCCACUGAGAGACCUACUUUCACUGAGCUUGUGGAGCGCUUAGGAGACCUUCUGCAAGCCAAUGUCCAGCAGGAUGGUAAAGACUAUAUCCCACUGAACAUCACCUUGUGUCCUGAUGGAGAAUCUAACCCCAAAACUUGCCCUGUGGAAGAAAACUUGAACAACUGUGUUAAUCGCUGGAGUGCAGUGGAAACUGGUAACAACAGCAAGAAGAGACCGCUGAGUGUGAAGACGUUUGAUGAGGUGCCAGUGGAAAAGGAGAAAGUGAUGCAUGAGGAGUCAGACAGCGGGAUGGUGUUGACAUCAGAUGAGAUAAAAAGCCCAAAGAGGCUGGAAAUCCGCUCCUGGCCCUACGGGAUCAUGGCUCUAGCGAGGAGAGCUGUUAGCAAGAGCAAAGAAUCCAUUUUAUCUGACCACGAGGCUGUCAAAUACCAGCCAGCGGUUCAGGUAGAAGAGGACACCAUGGACUUCACACUGGAAGACUCUGUUCUCCUCCCUAUGGAUCCAAACCUGGAAUGCCACAGCCCACCUCCAGAUUACAAUUCUGUCAUUCACUACUCGGCCCCUCCAGUGUAACCAGCCCAACUCCGGGCAUCUUGUUCCUCACUCACAUUGGAUUCUUUCAUGCCUCCAUGCCUGGAUAGAGAGGCUGGGUAAAACCAGGAGGGAAAUCUGACAGCACAAUGGUUCACAUGUUUCUUCUGGCACAUCUCUGAUGUGAAGAGAAACGUUUUAAGAGCAUCUUCUUUCCUAUCUUCAAAGGCCUAUUGCAACAUAUGAGGUAAAUUAACAUUCUAUCAGAAUCACAAGAGGAGCUGUAACCCAGAACUGCUUCUGCUCCUUCCUGCCCUAGCUGGGACUGCUCACUGGCAUCUUCACAUUUACAAGUUCCUUCAUUCACAUUUUACUCCAUAAGAGUCACUAAGAGUCAUGUCAAGCCUGUGGUCAAAACCAGAUUCAUCCUCCUGGUCCUGCACACUUCCUGCAAGGACUGUUUUGUACGAUGGUGUAAAGGAUCAAAGGAAAACAACAGCCAGGUUUGGGAGAAAAUCCAAACCCAAAGCAUCAUCCUUGACCUGGGAUCUCCGCUUCUGGAAAUGUUACUGAAAUAUUUUGAAAUCCCAAAUAUUUUGGUUACAAUUUGUGAUUUAAUGAUUUCCAUUGCUUAUAGAAUGCAUACCUGAAAAUGCUAUGGCACUGAGAAAGCAGACAGCACCCAUGUAUCAAGAAGGAGGCUGGUCUUUUGGGCCAUCAGGGAAUACAAUGUAGUUAAAUCUGUUUCCCUGUGUUUUCUCCUUGUUCAAAUAGCAAUUUAUUUAGCAUACAUGCAAUAGGGCACCUUGAUGGAGAUGCAUGCAUAAUGAUUGCAAGGCAAAAUCACUGCCUUAAGAACCUUCUUAAGCUUAAAUAGCCAGAAUUUCCCAGUGCACAUGCACAUGUUCGUGUGAAUGGGCGUAAGCAUAAAUGCACAGACACCCUUGGCACCAGCAGGGCAGCAGCAUUUUUGUUUCCUUUCUGCACACAUACUAUUUACUAAAAAAACAAAUUAAAUUAAAGAAAAAGGGAUUUCCUUUGGAUUCUGCGGCAUAUCCCAACAGUGUGACCCUGGGAAUGCUAGCCCAUGCUAAACUGCAAGUCUUGGUCCCAUGCAGACCCCAUGCAUACUCACAACUACUUCAAAAAUAAGCAGAUCACCCUUGUCAUUUAAACCACAACACAAAAAAGUUGACUUUAGAAGUCGAGGAAGGGAAGAAGUUUCUAGGUUGCAAGCAAAGAUGGAGAGAUGCUCAUCGACAGUCACAGCUAUAACCUCCUAAGCCAUAAACCCAGAUAUAUAAAUAACCCUGUACAGUUUCUUCCAAGGUCUUUGCAGCUUUUUGCUUUUCUUCUUCUAUUUGACACUGUUUUGACUUCUUCAGAGAAAAAGAAUUUUUCUUCAUUAUUCCAAACUACAGAAAAAAAAACAAAAAAAAACAAAAAAACACUUGCAAAAGAAUUCAGUUCCCUUGGCAAAAAGAACACUUCUGGAUGAUGGGUUACAGUUGGCUACACUGAAGUAAACACAAACAAGCCUCAGGUAUUAUUAAACGGGGAAGCAAAUCUCCAAACCCCAUUCCAUGUUAACUGUGAACACUACAGCACCUGAAGUAGGGGUCCUUGGACACUGCACUUCUCCUGCUCCUUACCUUCAGAAAAUAUGUAUUAAGGAAAUCACUUGCAGUAACUCACUUGUUCAUAGUGGACCUGCUCUGUACUUGCUUUAUGGUCAUUUUUGCACUUCUUUGUAUUUCAAUACCUAUGUAGUAGUAGAACUGGUUCUUUAACAGAAGAAACUACUGGGAAGGAAUUCAUGGGAUGAGCCCCAUUUUGCUCACUGGAUCAGUUUUUCAUCAAGCAGGAACUGAACUAUCUAUAGCUCUGAUCAAAGAAUCAAUCGCUUCCUUUGGGAAUAAUUUAUUCAUAUGGCAAAAAGCAAAGAGGUGCAGACAGUUUGUCUGGCUCUGUUGGUAAUGGCAGCAGUGUGAGAGGGUUUGUUAUUGUGCCUUCUUCUGCAGGAGACGAAAAUGACAACAUCACUUAUAAACUUUUAACUAACUACAUACAGGGAAAGACCCUGCAAGUAUGCUCUGUGUUUGGAAAAGGAAUGGGAAACACUGCUGGGUGAAUGGUCUGCUUCUGAGACCUUAAGAGUAAAGUGUCACCUCUCCACUUCAUCGAGGAUGGACGGUAGAUGCUUCUCCAAGACCAGAGGAACACGGAGCAUGCUUCCUAAAUGGGACCCAAGCAGAUGCAGCCAGGGCCCCUUCUGCCUCUCAACAUCAUCUAUCAGCAUGCUGAGAGAUGACAUGAAAACAGAGCUCAACGGCUCAGGUUUAACACACUAGUGGCAUUGGCAGCCCCUUGGACACUCGGGGCUCCUCUGCAGUGCCAAAAUCACCUUGAGCUGUAUCAAUGGCCACUUCUUCAGAGAGCAAAGACACCCCUGAACCCACCACAGUGGCCUUUGGGUGCUCUGGAGACGGCCAAUGACUGAUGUUUGGGCAGCUCUGAUUCCAAUGUUUAUUUUGAGUGGAAGAUUUUUUCCCCUCCUUAUAGUAAAUGUAACAAGCAAAAGUAUUGCCUGAAAAGUAUUACUGAACAUAUGUCUUCUAUUUUAUUUACUAAUAUUUUGUUUGUCCUUUCCUUUCCUCCCUUAAUUUAAUUAUGGUUCUUUUCUUACAACGAUGUAUAUAGUUUACCCAGUAGAAACAAAUAUAGUGACUCAUUUA